This is a messenger RNA of Paramecium sonneborni, 1344 nucleotides long. The record is from the annotation of a GenBank genome assembly. Lineage: Eukaryota; Ciliophora; Oligohymenophorea; Peniculida; Parameciidae.
AUGGGAAACAAACAAGUUAUGGUAAAUUUUGAUUCUCCAUUUGUUUUCUUACAAGAUUUAGAGGAUUAAUUAUAGAAUAAAGGAAGUUAAAAUCAUCCAUCUUUAGGAUCUAUCAGAUUGUGGUAAUUUAAAAAAGACCCUUAAUUGUAGUUAUUUUCUUUUGUAUAUACAUAUUUUUAUGUUACAGGUUCUCUCAACUUCAAAAUUGGAUUCCAAAAUGAUAUAAGUUCAUUUAUUUAGAUGUAAGAUAUAACAUCCAAAUUUAUUUAAAUAUUAUGCCUGUCUAAAUGAUUCUAUAAUAGGUGGUGUUGAAAAGUAACAAUAUUUUUUUGAAUAUCAUCCAAAGACAUUGAACUAAUAAACCAUACUUGCUCCAUUAAAGGAAGAAAAUAUCUGGGAUGUAUUAAAUAUUUAUAAAUAUAUGUGAAGAUUGUUGAACAAAUUAUAGAUGUCAUGGAAUAUCUACAAAAAUUAAAUUUAUUUCUCGGGAAUCUAUCAACUGAAGCUAUUUUGAUAGACAAUAAAUAAAAAGUCAAACUUUUAGAUAAUUUAGGCUAAUAGCGCUUAAAUAAGUUUUCAUUUUAAGAAGAUAUAAUUUAAUUAGGAUUAAUAAUUCUUGAAAUGAUGACCCAAAGAAGUAAAUUUUACUAAUUAUUUAUGAUUAGCAAGUUAAUUAAACUUUAGUAAGGCUUUAAAAAAAUUGAUUGGUUAAUAUAGUUUAUAAUUACUUUAAUUCACAAGCAAAUUAUUAUAAACAAAUGCAGAAACAAGAAUAGAUUUUAUUGAAUUAAAAUAAAUAAUCAAAAAUAGAAUUAAAAUUCCAAUUACAAAUAAAUAAGCUCAGAUUAUAUAAACUGAAUAAGAAUACUCAAAAUGCUCUAUUGAACUAAUUGUCGAAUAAUAAGAAAUUGAAAUAAUAAAAUAAAAAUAACUUUAACAGUAAAAUCAAAUAUAGAAAAUCAACACUUUACAAUAAAGCCAAAACAAAUAAAUGUAGAAAAUCAGUUUAUCAUAAAUACCUAAUUAAAUUUUUUUCCCCAAAAAUAAUUCUAAAAAAAAAGAUAAAAUAAAAAACCAAUUAAAUAAGGAAAAGAUCAUAGAUUUAUUUUAAUAAAUUCACAAAAUUGAAGAUUUCUAAGAAUAGAUUUAAGCAUAGAAACAGAAUCUUAAUUCCUCAAUUAAUUCUAGUCGCAGUACAUAAUUAUUAUUUUCACCAAGUCAGAGAAUAUCAACCAGUCCCAAUUCUUCUAUCUAAUCACCUAGUAAUAAAUUUUCUAAGGUAAUUAUUAUUUAUUACAUUAUUAGAAGCAAACACGUUCUUCCAAUAAUAUACAUAAUAUAUGA